Aspergillus calidoustus is the source of this 2265-nucleotide messenger RNA. NCBI's taxonomy places the organism in Eukaryota, Fungi, Ascomycota, Eurotiomycetes, Eurotiales, Aspergillaceae. The record is from the annotation of a GenBank genome assembly.
AUCUGUCAGCGAUGCUUAACAAUGACGGUGCCAGACCCAAGACUUGCGAUCACACUUCAGGUAGUGUGAUUGGCCACACUGUGCAGAUCCGGUCUGGUCGUCUCCACAUUCGACCAAUUUCUGCUGGCGGGAAUUUGUCAGUCGGAUGCAAAUUGCUUCCGCCGCACCAUCGCCGCUCAUCUAGAGCCGUCGACCUAGUCGUUAUCGAAACUCGACGGAAUUCUGUCUGCGAACUGGUAGCUGGCUCAGCCGUGCAUAGCCGACUUAGACACCUAUCAAUGUCCAGCUGCCAGUCCAAAACGAAUCGCCUGGUCCACCAUGCAGUGCUCGGAGGAAGCCGAUUCGCCACAUACGGAAAGACGCAGUCGAACUAGCAAUGCUUGCGUACAAUGCCAGAGAAAGAAGAAGCGCUGUGACGGCGGCAUGCCACAAUGUACUUCGUGUACAGAGCGCCAACUCGAGUGUACAUACCUCGGGGUCAGACGUCGCGGCCGAGGGAAAGCGAAAGUAUAUCUGGAGAAGCUCGAGGCCAUUGUUGGCGAAUUGGAGACUUCUUUCCGCGGGAAUUCGACGAGUGAUCCAGUGGAAUCAGUCAACAAUAAUAGUUCCAGCGUUGAGACCCAUGCGGACGAGGCCCAGUCUUCCUCCAGCUUGCCAGACGCAUUACCUCUUUUUGGGCCAGGGGCAAAAAACCCCCCUGAACUACACCCUGGCUCAGUUGACCACGACAAAGCACAGUCGGCGGUGAGAGAAAGGUUAAUCACAGCCCUCCACGAGCAAACAUCACCAGAAAAGCCCUGGAUGGCGCCAAAAAAGGGGCCAUUCACCAGUUCCAUCUUCAUCCAACUCCCUCCAAAGCCCUAUCUCCAAUUUCUGUUCGAAGUCACCUUUGUCGAGCCCUAUCCCAUGGUGCCAGUUUUCGAUCUUCACGUACUUCUACGCCUCUUGGACCAACACUAUUCCGACUCGCCGACUUUCUCCCUUGAGAAUUACCCGCAACGCUGGGCGAUGCUAAACACAGCAGUCGCCAUCGGAAUCCAGCUCCAGGCCGCGAAAGGGUCGGAAACCGAGAUGAUGGCAAUGUCAUGGCCGUUUUUUAAGAACGCGUUCGGCAUGUACGUUCCUAUUACUUUAAGAGGUGUGGAUAUAUUGGCCCUCGAAGCGCUUCUCGUCAUGGUUGCGUACAUGCAGGGAUCGAGUGAUUUACGAACGACCUCUGUGCUCGUAUCUUCGGCCGCACGGUUGGCGUUGACCCUUGGAUUGCAUCGAGAGACGUAUUAUUCUGGACUGGAUCUUGGCGCAGCGAAUUGCGCCAGGCGGGCCUUCUGGACUUGCUUUGUCCUUGACAGGGACAUGUCAACCAGGACAGGAAUGCAUUCGAAUUUCGACGAGGAGGCGAUUAGCGUUGAUAAUCUUGAUCUCAUUCAAGCUGAGCCUGCUGCAUCCUCAGCAGAGACUAAUGCUAUGUCAUCGUCUGCAGCGUCGACUCUCUUUCUCCAGUCGAGGGUCAAACUCGCAAUUCUCCGAUCCACUGUUGACAAACUGCUCUUUUCCAAAUAUGCCAGUGAACAGAGUGCCCCCCAGCUGUUGAGCAUCGUUGCUGAGCUCGAGCAUCAGCUGAUAAACUGGAAAGCCCACCUCCCAUCAACCCUCCGACCUGAUCACAUCAACCCGCCCACAACAACAAUGGGCAGGCAGCCUAUACUCCUGAUGCACAUGGCCUACUAUAGCACUCUCUCUGAAAUCCAUGGCUUUGCAGCGCAUCUCGGUUCCAAAGGCGAUAAUAGUAGUAGCAUCAUGUGGCAAGUCAGCACCGCGCGGAUCGCUCAGGUAGCAGCCGCGGUGGAAAUAAUCCGCUUACUUCAAUUCGUAUCGCGCGAAGAACAGCCGGGGCAUCUAUGGUGCGUAUACCUUGCCGAUCUGUCGAGGGUGAGCUGUUCUUCUAACGGAUUCAUUCUUAGGAAUCUUCUAUUGUACCCUAUGGCUGCAUGCAUCAUGCUCGUCUCGAUUGUUCUCGAGGGUCCCACGGAUACCCAGGCAUGUUCGUGCGCGCAGCACAUUGACGAUAUUGUCGCGUUCUUGCGAGGGUUGCAACAUGAUAGAGUCCUUGAUGUGCAAGGCCUACUUGAUCUAUGCGGCGCAUUUGAAACCCUGGUCCGCGAAGCGAUUUCGGGCGCGGUGGAUAGAACUGCGUCUUCGGGUCCACUCCGCAACGGCAUCAACCCAGGCCUUGACGCGCGCAGGCAGGUAUGUUGCGAGUCCUGA